AUCAGGCACGCAAGGCCCCGCGAUUUUUUUCCGCUCCGGGAGUCCGGCUGCCCUUCUUGACUCGGCUGACUGGUCGAAUGGUGCCAUCCCGAGGUUGUAAGGCGCGUUCCUCACGACAUGCAUCAGCGGCAGGAAACUGGGAAACUUACGACAAGUUCCUGUGUCACAUGCACCUCAACACAAGCUCCUCAAGCAGAGGUGUGUCAAGACCCUCGCCAUCGAGAUGGCUCUCACUCCCGCCUCCAGGCCGAGGCGUACAGACUACCAAUUAGUAGAAUCAACUUCGGUAGGGCCCACCAAACGUAUAGCACAAGUGCCCAGCUUUAGUGAGAGCCCCCUGACUACGGCCGAAGGCCGCCCUCUCGGAGCGGGCUCGAUGGACUCCCUAAGGCUAAAGGGACAACACACACCCUCCGGUGGACGCCGUGGGACCAGUGUUUCAGGCUAACUUCGCCGAAGUGCCUCGAUCGGCUAAGAGGCUCGCUUCGCGAGGCGCCAACGGCGCGCCG
Messenger RNA from Puccinia graminis f. sp. tritici CRL 75-36-700-3, 509 nucleotides. RefSeq lists its product as uncharacterized. The transcript has a single exon. The coding region runs from base 224 to 448 and encodes 74 amino acids. The record is from RefSeq and is a predicted model, not a curated record. NCBI's taxonomy places the organism in Eukaryota, Fungi, Basidiomycota, Pucciniomycetes, Pucciniales, Pucciniaceae.